GCUGGAAGAAAAGGGCCAUGAGUUGCACAGUGCUCUUCUCCACAGGCCAAAAUGUUUGUUGCCCCAUGACUCUGGUUCUUUGUCCUGUAUCAGUUGCCCUGAAAGCAUUGCCCAAGGCAACCCAGGCAUAAGCAAGAGAACACACGAGAUGUCCGUGGCAGGCAGGGACCUCCAUUCCCUCUAUCCAGACUGGAGCAUCUCCCCUGAGGAACCAAACAGCCAGAUGCCAAGUGCUUACUGGAGGUAUGUGAUUGCGAGGUUUAAUGAGAGGUUUGCAAAGGAAUACGAGCAGGAGCCGGCAGAGAUUCCUGAGGCGUGGGAGAAGAUCACUGAAGAGGAGGCAUUGUUCAGUCUGGGGAAGACCUUCCUCAGUGGACAAUACGAAUAUUAGGACUGCCCUGUGCUGUAUGCUGAUUUUAUUGUAAUACAUGUGACAUUUUAUUGAUCAAGGAUUCAUCUUGUUUAGUAUUGUUUUUUUGUAUUUUAUCUAUCAAGGAUGUUGAUGAUAAUGGUGGCCAGAUCAAAUGGAUCAAAUGUACCAUAUAUUCAAAACACUGAUAAUGAUAACUGAUUUGUUUUUAUUUCUUUCCUUUUGUUUUUUUAUAUUUUCCUUAAUAAGAUACAUCUCUGUAAGUUAACCAAAUUUCUUGUCUCAUCUUUUUUCCCCUUUAUAUCUAGCAGUGAUUCAGUGAAGUAUGCCAAAUGAACUUGUUCUGUGUUUUGAAAUGACCAACUAGAGUCAUCCAUAACUGUUAGCCUUUUGUUACAGACAUAUGAAUAUGAUGCCACAAUUUAACAACAAAGAUGUUACAAAAUUUAAGUGAAAGAAAUAUAAUAAAAAAAUUAAGUGAAUGA
This is a messenger RNA of Anoplopoma fimbria (sablefish), 855 nucleotides long. RefSeq lists its product as uncharacterized. The coding region runs from base 149 to 391 and encodes 80 amino acids. The transcript is spliced from 2 exons. The record is from RefSeq and is a predicted model, not a curated record. Lineage: Eukaryota; Metazoa; Chordata; Actinopteri; Perciformes; Anoplopomatidae.